Camellia sinensis is the source of this 1088-nucleotide messenger RNA. Lineage: Eukaryota; Viridiplantae; Streptophyta; Magnoliopsida; Ericales; Theaceae. The record is from RefSeq and is a predicted model, not a curated record.
CCGGGGCAGUGCUGCUUGAUGCAGUUAGAGACCAGUAUAUGGGUGCUCUGGAGACUGCCCGAUUUCGGGUUUUGCUUGAGGAUCCGUUCUGUCGGGCAUGGUACUUGGGAGAGCGCUUCUUGCGACAGAGCCUCGGUUUGCCUGAGCAGAUAGUCCCGAUGCUGCCUCCUUCGCACAUGAGGCAUACAGCGACAUACACUCUGCAGGAGAUGACCGAUUUCACGAUCAGUUGGGAUGCCGACUUCUUCCGGCUCGACGGUGACUACACCGUCUUUAUUCAGACAUAACUCAUGCCACCUCUGGCCAGUGUUCGCCGAGGUGAGAGAGAGACCUGCAGCCACAGUAGGAAGAGUGGGAGGAUCGAGGACGACUCAGGCCCAUGGUCGGAGGGGUUCCCGGUGGGGACAGAGGGCGGGGUGGCCAGACCUGCCCACUACUAUGACAUGUCGAGGACGGGCUGGAGAGACCUAUCAGAUUCCCAUCGCUCCUCUUCUAGCUGAUCAUGAGCUCGUCGGAGUUCGAGGCUUGACCCCGGCUUCCAUAGAGUACAUUGGACAGGCUCUGGAGCUAUCGGAUUCGGUGAUGGGGAUGCUGCAGAGGAGCAUGGACCUGCUGAGUGUUUACGGUAUUUCGGCCCCAUUCUAGAUACCAGUCACAGCGGGUGCCUUAGCAGGACCUUUAGUGCCUUCCCGAGCAGCAGGGGGAGUCGGACGAGGGACUCCAGCACACAGCCGGAGCAGAGCUAGGCGUGCUCAUACUGAGAGCAGUUCACGGGUGCCUGCCCCAGAUGAUGAUGAGUCUGACGAGGAGGCAGUGAGUCCAGAGUCGGAGUCGUCUCAGGACGGAGAUGGGGCUGGAGAUGGCUCGGGUUCAGACUCAGGUGGCGGAGCUGACGGCGGUAGUUCUGGGCCUUCGUUGAGGAAGAGGACGAUGAGGGAUUCCUGCUCUUGAGGCGACUGGCGUCGAUUCAGAUGUUUUGUUCUUGCUUUAUUUCUCUUUUUUGCUGGUAGUUUUUGCACAUUAUACUGCCUCAGGCAGUUUAUUUUCUUUGAAACUUUGUACUUUUGCAAAAAGAAAACAUGAUGGAA